GAGAUGAGAAAACAAAAGGAGGGGAUAUGGAUCAUGGAUGGAUGGAUGGAUGGAUGCGUGAAGCGGAGAUUCUGCUACGAUGCGGGGAAUGGGGAUGGUGGAAGGUGGAGGGUGGAAGGUGGUGGUGGUGGAAAUGGAUGGGCUCCACCUCCUCGCCCUUCAUUUUUCUUCUUUCUUUCCACACUCUAGCCUCUCUUUCUCCGCUGUUUUCUAUACAUCAUCAUCCUCCUCUUCCUCUUCCUCUUCCCCUUCCCCCCAGACAGCUCUAGAACAACCCUAAGACCCGACCCGACCCACAAACAAGCCAUCGCCGAUACUUUCCUUUCACGCGUACUCUUCUUCUUCUUCUUCUUCUUCUUCUUCUUCUUCUCUCUUUGAUCUCUAUUUCUCCUCCAUUUUUCUAUUUUGGAUGAUACGCUUAUGUGUGUACUAAUAGAUAGCUAUUCGGAGUCCAGAGAUUUGCAGGAUCGGCAGAGUUCUUUGCUUUGAGACUGAGCCAAUCCAUUCUGCCUAGCGAUAAUACGGGUUUGCGUUGAAUUUAUUGUCUUUUCAUUUUGUUAAUGGACUUGUUUUCUUUCCCAACAGCUUGAUCGAGGUUCCGAGUUCGGGUCUUUGGAUUUUCUUCCCCGUUUUACACAUGUAUAUACAGAAGCAAAAUUGAUCGACUCUUAGAUCUAGUUUUGAUUGUAAAACAAUAUCACACAAACUUGCUCUUAGUUACCAACCCCCACCACUUCCAAUAUUUCUUGCUUUUUAGUGCGACCCAUUUGGGUUUGGGCUUUGGCUGCUCGUUUGAAGGUGUGAAACCAUUCAGUUUAUGGGUUUCCAUAGGAUCUUGGGAAGCAAGCUGAUUACCCUUCUUUGUUAGUUGGAUCAAUUGACUUGGUUCUCUGACAAAUAGUUUUCAUGGACUUUUCAACUAUGGGAUAUAUAUUAUAUCUAGCCCAAUGCCUAUGAUGAUAUUUCAGACUCCAGAGAGGUUUUUUUGGCCUCCAGCUCAGUGGCAAUGCAUGUGUACUUCCAAAGCAGCUCGUUCCCAUUAACAUAGGGAUUGGAUUUGCAGUUUGACUAGAUCUUAUUCUUAGAAAAUGUUGGGGGGAAACAACAAUGCUACCACACUUCCUAUUUUCCUUGAUGAGAAUCACUUGCAGUAUCAUGUGAAUGCUUCAAAUCAACUACAGUUAUUUGGAAACUUUGGGUGUAAUGUUGAUCAACAGCAUAUUGAGCCUUUAUCCCACUAUGCGGGAUCAGCUGGAUGCAGUGUUGAUCCAGUAAAUUAUUUUGGAAAUGAGCACACUGCCCAUAUGCUUCAGCCUAAGAAACGAUCCAGGGAAGCAGAUACUAUCCCAAGGCAGCAGAAGCUUCAGAUUUUCCUGAAUUACAAUGCGUGUCAUGAUGAAGCUGACCGAUCAGCAAACAUACCAAACCAGAACCCUGUAUCAACUGGGUUAAGGCUAUCGUAUGAUGAUGAUGAACACAACUCUUCUGUUACCUCUCCAAGUGGAAGUAUGACCGCAGCACCACCAACCAUUUUAUCUCUUGGAGAUAAUAUGAGGACUGACCUUGAUCGGCAGAAUGAAGAGCUUAAUCAGUAUAUUAAGAUUCAGGAAGAAAAUCUGGCAAAGGGGAUAAGGGACAUAAAGCAGAGGCACAUGGCGUCUUUCCUGACUGUCAUAGAGAAAGGAGUUAGUCGGAAGUUGCAGGAGAAGGAUCUCGAGAUAGAGAAUAUAAACCAGAAGAACAGAGAACUGGUUGAGAGAAUAAAGCAGGUUGCAGUCGAAGCCCAGAACUGGCACCAUAGAGCCAAGUACAAUGAGUCUAUGGUUAGCAUUCUGAAGAACAACCUCCAGCAGGCAAUUUCACAGGGUGCUGAACGAAGCAAGGAGGGGUUUGGAGACAGCGAAAUCGAUGAUGCUGCCUCCUAUGUUGAUCCAAGAAACUAUCUCAGUAUCCCAGGUCGGAGUGGCAAGGCUCCUUUCUCGAAGCACAAUAUGAUUUGCAGGUCAUGCAAGUCCAAUGAGGUAUCCAUCUUGUUGAUGCCUUGCCGGCAUUUGUGUUUGUGCAAGGAUUGCGAUGGAUUAACCAAUGUUUGCCCUGUAUGCCAGUUGGCGAAAACUACUAGUUUUCAAGUCUACUUGGCCUAAAUCAGUUACCAAACUUAAAAAUUGAAAAUAUACUCCACAGUUAUCAUUUCAUUUAAGUUGGCGUCCCUUCAAAUUUACAGAUUCCACAUGGAAAUCUUCUUGUACAUUCAUAAAUUCAAUUUGGGACCAUUGAAUUCCAAGCCUUUAAAUUGUAGUGUUGAAUGUUCAUGCC
Diospyros lotus (date-plum) is the source of this 2316-nucleotide messenger RNA. RefSeq names its product probable BOI-related E3 ubiquitin-protein ligase 3. Gene Ontology annotation, molecular function: ubiquitin-protein transferase activity. The transcript has 5 exons. Bases 1089 to 2144 code for a protein of 351 amino acids. NCBI's taxonomy places the organism in Eukaryota, Viridiplantae, Streptophyta, Magnoliopsida, Ericales, Ebenaceae. The record is from RefSeq and is a predicted model, not a curated record.